Messenger RNA from Octopus bimaculoides (California two-spot octopus), 618 nucleotides. RefSeq lists its product as uncharacterized. Gene Ontology annotation, biological process: telomere maintenance; DNA repair. Gene Ontology annotation, molecular function: DNA helicase activity. NCBI's taxonomy places the organism in Eukaryota, Metazoa, Mollusca, Cephalopoda, Octopoda, Octopodidae. The record is from RefSeq and is a predicted model, not a curated record.
AUGGCACAUAAAGGAUCCCUUGAAACACUGGACAUGAUCCUGAAGGACAUCAGGAGCUGCAUUAGCCCCAUGGGAGGCAUUUCCCUCCUUCUGUCUGGUGAUUUCAGACAAACCCUACCCAUAAUCCCAAAAGGCACCAGAGCCAAUGCUGUAAUGGCUUGCAUUGAGUUAUCUUCCCUGUGGCAGGACGUGCCAAUUUUGACUCUUACAACAAACAUGAGGGCCCAGCUUUUCGGUGACAACUUAUCGGGUGACUUCUCCAAGCAGCUUCUUACCAUUGGUGAUGGUACAGCUGGAGAGAUGACGGUCUCACAUGUAGGCAUACCUGUGGACACAGUGGACCUUACGACUGCAGUUUUCCCUGAUCUGCACAUAAACUACCAAAACCUGAAUUGGCUGUGCGAAAGAGCAAUAUUAGAUCCCAAAAACACUUUUGUUGCGAAACUCAAUGAAAACCUACUGCGAAGCCUUCCUGGAAACCUUCACACCUACAAGUCUGUAGACACUGUUGUGGACCAAGAAGAGGUAUACCCAGACACUUCAUUCUCUUCUUUUGUAACUGUGAAAGCCAUGUUUUUCCUCUACUGCAAAACACCUAUUUCUAUCUCUGUAUCAUGA